CGCGAACGGUCGCACUUGGGGGAACCUGGAAGUGACCCCAUGCUUUGCAUGUGCUCAGUCGUUCUUGGACUUCCGAGCAACUUCAUGUUCUUAAAGUCGCGCGGGCAUUUUUGGCGGACUGGCUCUUGCGUCGAUGUUCCAGGGCAAAGCAGAACUGCUCAUAGGUUGGUGGUUUGGGUGUUCAUCCCUCUUUGCGUGUGGGGUUUCCUCAAGGGAGAGCGUAUAACCUUCAGCUGCCUCAUACUUGAGGAGAGCACUAGGUGCAGCAAGUCCAAACUCUCGUAAAUGUAAUGGAAUCUGCACAACGAGGGAUAUACGUGGCUGAGGUGGGCUGACGUUCGUGAGUUCGUGAGUCGGUGGUGCGUGAGGAGGUGGGCUUUCAAGAAACCUCCCGACGUCUCGCACUUCGUCUUCAUUCCACAAUCGGUCCACUUCUCUCGGGAAGUCAGGAGACCUCUCGUGUUGGCCUGUUUGCUCUCGGGCUCCAUCGGUUAGAUUCGUUUCCAACCCCUGCACGUAGGUCACGCACUUUGACAUCCUGGUGUGUAUGGGCCCGAGAGUCUUGACUAAUUAUGCCCAGCGGUUCUCCAAAAAGGGGUUCUCAAUCUGCGGCAAGUCUGGCAGUUUGGCCACCGACAGCGCAAUGUUGCCUCAUGUUCACCUUCCUCCAAGUUGGUGGCUGCAUCCUGGCCGUGAUCUUUUGUGAGCUUGGGCCUCUCCACACAGCCGUCCACCACGCCCAAGAUGAGCUCGCCCUGUUCAAGGUGGCACGUUGGGUCUUGGUGCUCCCAUGGAUUUUGAUGCUUAUCAUCCAUGCAGCAGAGAGGUACAGGCGAACUCCCAGGACCCGAGUGCUGGUGAUCUCUGGUGUGGCAAUGAUGGAGUUCUCAAUUGCCAUCAGCUACUACACCAUGCUCGCCUACGGCUAUGGUGUAGCAUUCCAGAAUCAACGGUCCAGCGACGGUCGGCCCAUCUACACGCUCCGCUGGCUUGGAUGGACUUUUGCCAUUCCAACCUUGUUGUUCAUGAAUAUGUACCCGAUCAUGGACACCCAUCCUCCUCUCGAUGUGGCAGCACGGAUUUUUCCCCAGCAAGCUGUAACAGCAGCAUAUUGCCUGGCUUGCUGGUUGGGAUGUAUCCUGUACAAUCCUUCGGUUGGGUGGGCUUUAAUUGCGCUCGGCUGCAUAGCCUACAUCGUUCAGGUGGUUGAUGAAGUGGUGCUUGUGUGCGAUCAUCUCUUGAAGAGCACACAGCCUGUCGUCAAAGGCUACAGUAUCAUCCUGGUGCAAUGCAUUUUUGUGAUCUAUACAUGUGUGUACUUGAUGGGCAACCUUGGCUUUGCCAGCUCCUAUGCAUGCCAGCGCUUCUAUACUGUGUCAGACCUAUCGCUCAAAUCGUGCAUGGCAGGUCUACAUGUUUUGUGCUGGUGGAAAGACGAGAGAGAUCUCAGGGAGGCAGAGAAGGCAGAAUGAGGCAAGCUGUGCAGUGGCCGGCUGGGAUGGUACAUUUAUAAGAUCCAAGGAGCCGAGCCGCACGCAAAAGAGUAAUUUGUCG
This is a messenger RNA of Durusdinium trenchii, 1554 nucleotides long. The record is from the annotation of a GenBank genome assembly. Lineage: Eukaryota; Dinophyceae; Suessiales; Symbiodiniaceae.